AUGCUGCUGCCCCUGGCCUGCCUGCACGGCCGCGUCGCGCAGUGCCUGACCUCGCUCCUGGUGCUUGCAGAGCCGCGGACCAAGCCCCGGCGCGGCGCCAGGGUGCGCGGCGCGGCGCCGCCCUGCGUUGAGGCCGCCCCCGCCGCGCCGCCCGCGAAGAUGGCCGCGGAGCUGUACGCCCCCGCCGGCGCCGCGGCCGCCGCCACCGACCUGGCCAACAGCAACGCCGCCAGCGCCGCGGCGGGCAGGAAGGCCGGCCCGCGCUGCCCGCCCAGCGCGCCGCCCCCGGCCCCGCCGCCGCCCGCCCCCGCGCCGCCCGCGCCCAACAACAACAACCUGGAGAGCCCCCACUGGCAGUCCUUCCACCCGACGCUGCGCGAGAGGAACGCGCUCAUGUUCAACAACGAGCUCAUGGCCGACGUCCACUUCAUCGUGGGGCCGCUGGGGGCGGCCCGGAGGGUGCCUGCCCACAAGUACGUGCUGGCCGUCGGCAGCUCCGUCUUCUAUGCCAUGUUCUACGGGGACCUGGCCGAAGUCAAGGCGGAGAUCCACAUCCCGGACGUGGAGCCCGCCGCCUUCCUCAUCCUGCUCAAGUACAUGUACAGCGACGAGAUCGAGCUCGAGGCCGACACGGUGCUGGCCACGCUGUACGCCGCCAAGAAGUACAUCGUCCCCGCGCUGGCCAAGGCCUGCGUCACCUUCCUGGAGACGAGUCUGGAGGCCAAGAACGCCUGCGUCCUGCUGUCCCAGAGCCGGCUGUUCGAGGAGCCCGAGCUGACCCAGCGCUGCUGGGAGGUCAUCGACGCGCAGGCCGAGAUGGCCCUGCGCUCCGAGGGCUUCUGCGAGAUCGACCGGCAGACGCUGGAGGUUGUGGUCAGCCGGGAGGCCCUCAACGCCAAGGAGGCCGUGGUGUUCCAGGCCGUCCUGGGCUGGGCCGAGGCCGAGUGCAAGAGGCAGGGCCUGCCGGCGACCCCCCUCAACAAGAGGCACGUGCUGGGGCGCGUCCUCUACCUGGUCCGCAUCCCCACCAUGAGCCUGGAGGAGUUUGCCAACGGCGCCGCCCAGUCGGACAUCCUGACGCUGGAGGAGACCCACGACAUCUUCCUGUGGUACACCGCGGCCAACAAGCCCCUCCUGGACUUCCCCUUGGCCAAACGGAAGGGCCUCACCCCCCAGAGGUGCCACCGCUUCCAGUCCUCAGCCUACCGCAGCAACCAGUGGCGGUACCGCGGACGCUGCGACAGCAUCCAGUUUGCUGUGGACAGGCGGGUGUUCAUCGCCGGGCUGGGCCUGUACGGGUCCAGCUCGGGGAAGGCCGAGUACAGCGUCAAAAUUGAACUCAAGCGGCUGGGCAUGGUCCUGGCUCAGAACCUGACCAAGUUUGUGUCCGACGGGUCCAGCAACACCUUCUCGGUCUGGUUUGAGCACCCGGUCCAGGUUGAACAGGACACCUUCUACACGGCCAGCGCUGUGCUGGACGGGAGCGAGCUCAGCUACUUUGGACAGGAGGGGAUGACGGAAGUGCAGUGUGGGAAGGUGACCUUCCAGUUCCAGUGCUCCUCAGACAGCACCAAUGGGACCGGGGUCCAGGGCGGGCAGAUCCCUGAACUCAUCUUCUACGCCUGAGCCGCU
This is a messenger RNA of Lepus europaeus (European hare), 1632 nucleotides long. It is a transcript of the gene BTBD6, whose product is annotated as BTB domain containing 6. The coding region runs from base 1 to 1626 and encodes 541 amino acids. Gene Ontology annotation, molecular function: protein binding. The record is from RefSeq and is a predicted model, not a curated record. Gene Ontology annotation, cellular component: cytosol. The transcript has 4 exons. NCBI's taxonomy places the organism in Eukaryota, Metazoa, Chordata, Mammalia, Lagomorpha, Leporidae. Gene Ontology annotation, biological process: neurogenesis.